Humulus lupulus (European hop) is the source of this 960-nucleotide messenger RNA. RefSeq lists its product as uncharacterized. The record is from RefSeq and is a predicted model, not a curated record. The coding region runs from base 1 to 960 and encodes 319 amino acids. The transcript is spliced from 3 exons. NCBI's taxonomy places the organism in Eukaryota, Viridiplantae, Streptophyta, Magnoliopsida, Rosales, Cannabaceae.
AUGCCUACUUUUGUCAACCCACCUCCUUUCCCAAGCAGACUAAAGAAGACAAAAAAGGAAAAGGUUGAGAAAGAAAUUCUUAAUACAUUCUGCAAGGUAGAAGUGAAUAUUCCUCUUCUUGAAACUAUUAAACAAGUGUUGCGCUAUGCUAAGUUUUUGAAAGAAUUGUGCACUAAUAAGCGCAAGUUGAGGGGUAAUGAAAAAGUUAGCGUGGGGGAGAAUGUUUCUACAGUUCUUCAAAAGAAGCUUCCACCAAAGUUGAGGGGUAGUGAAAAAGUUACUAUCCCUUGCACUAUUGAUAAUAAAAGAAUUGAGCGUUUCCACUUGAAGAAACAGAGAUUGAUUAUUCAACUUGUUGAUAGAUCGAAUGCUUAUCCCAGGGGUAUAAUUGAAGAUGUUUUAGUUCAAGUGAAUGAAUUGGUGUUUCUAGCAUAUUUCUAUGUUUUUGAUAUGGAAGAUGAAUCCAUUCCAUGCUCCACUCCAAUUUUGUUGGGAAGACCAUUCAUGAAAACUGCAAGAACCAAGAUUGAUGUGCAUGAUAGUACAUUGACCAUGGAAUUUGACGGGGAGACAAUUCGAUUCAAGGCUAUGAGGUAUCCAAGUGAGCAUCUUGUGUUGACCGAUGAAGAUUUUUCUGAUGAGAUCAUGGAUGUCUUAAUCGCACUCAAUAUUGGUUUGGACAAGAGUUUUAAGAAGGUUUCAUUUAUGGACUUACCAGUUUCUAAUGAGAAAUUACAACCAUCAAUUUUUCAAGCUCCUACACUUGAAUUGAAGCCACUUUCGAACCAUCUCAGAUAUGUUUACUUGGGGAAGAACGAGACACUUUCAGUUAUAAUCGCAAGAAAUCUUUACCAAGUUCAAGAAGAAAAAUUGAUAAGAGUGCUUCAGGAUUAUAAAACAACCAUUGGGUGGUGUAUUGCUGAUAUUAAGGGGAUUAGCCCUUCUAUGUGCAUGCACUGA